This is a messenger RNA of Phytophthora infestans T30-4, 470 nucleotides long. RefSeq lists its product as uncharacterized. The transcript has a single exon. Bases 1 to 117 code for a protein of 38 amino acids. NCBI's taxonomy places the organism in Eukaryota, Oomycota, Peronosporomycetes, Peronosporales, Peronosporaceae. The record is from RefSeq and is a predicted model, not a curated record.
AUGACAGAACGAGGAGUUUGUGGGGAGUCGCUGAGCGGCAGUGCGCAGUUAGAUGUCCUGAAGGCUUCGGAGAUCCGCCAGGCAGCAAAAUCUGGUCACGCCAAGUCGAGCUUAUGAUGCAGAUGAAGAAGCAGCAGCAACAACAACAGAAAAAAGUGCAGAGCGGAGGGAAUGACAUUUCAGUUGUUGUGGUAGCUCCUCCAUCGUCUCGAUCGAAAGCGUCUUCGACCCAGGCACCUUUAUCGUUAUGACUACAAUACUGGGGUGGGCUUUUACGCAGAAUCUCCCCGUUUUGCUGUAAUGAGUUGGUGUGUGCUGCGUGCUGCGUGCUUCUGACGCCGAAGUGGCAGUGUGAUUGAUUUCAAAAUGGUCAUUUCGCCUUACAAAUCUGCUGCGUUUUCCAUGAGCUGAAAUAGCAGCAGUGCUUCUGCUGAGCUAAUGCAAGAAGGCUCGUUACGCCUGUACAUGAA